Kluyveromyces marxianus DMKU3-1042 is the source of this 933-nucleotide messenger RNA. It is a transcript of the gene TSR3, whose product is annotated as ribosome biogenesis protein TSR3. The record is from RefSeq and is a predicted model, not a curated record. The transcript has a single exon. Gene Ontology annotation, molecular function: rRNA small subunit aminocarboxypropyltransferase activity. Bases 1 to 933 code for a protein of 310 amino acids. Lineage: Eukaryota; Fungi; Ascomycota; Saccharomycetes; Saccharomycetales; Saccharomycetaceae. Gene Ontology annotation, biological process: maturation of SSU-rRNA.
AUGGGUAAGGGUAAAAAUAAGGAAAGUAGGGAAGGUAGUACAAGGACUCGGCCCGGGAAAGGGUCUAAUGGUCACAGUUCCCGAUUGAACCAUAAAAGAAUGGAGAUGAAACAUGCUGGUCCUACUUCAAGCAAGUUUCCCGUAAAAUUAGCUAUGUGGGACUUUGAUCACUGUGAUCCUAAGAGAUGUAGUGGUAAAAAGCUUGAAAGGCUUGGUUUGAUAAAGUCAUUGAGAGUCGGACAAAAAUUUCAAGGAAUUGUUGUUUCUCCUAACGGUAAGACUGUGGUUUGUCCUAACGAUAAGGAGAUCGUCGAGGAGCAUGGUGCAUCAGUCGUGGAGUGUUCUUGGGCAAGAUUGGAAGAGGUUCCUUUCAAUAAGAUUGGAGGAAAACAUGAGAGACUUUUGCCGUAUUUAGUAGCAGCGAACCAGGUUAAUUAUGGUAGACCUUGGAGAUUAAAUUGUGUUGAAGCCUUGGCAGCUUGUUUUGCCAUCGUUGGUAGGACAGAUUUGGCAGCUGAUUUACUAUCUAACUUUUCUUGGGGUCCGGAAUUCCUAGAGUUGAACAAGGAAUUGCUCGAACUUUACCAGCAGUGCACAGAUCAUGAUUCUGUGAAAGCUGCAGAAGAGAAGUGGCUACAACAAAUCGAGGAAGAGGCCAGACAACGUAAAGAAAUGGCCAAAACAGAAGAUAUUUGGAUGAUUGGAAAUGUUAAUAGAGCUACUCAAGAUAGUGAAGAAGAAUAUAGUGAGGAAGAAGAUCUUUCCACUGAUGAAAUCGCCGUCUCUAAAGAAGUGAAAUACGACUCGUUAGGAAACGUAAUACCGAGCGAUGAAGAAGCCGAGGAAGAGUCUUCUGAAGAAGUAGAAUCUGAAGAAGAUACUGACGAAGCGGAGUCACUUCAUGUCCCACUUAAUAGCCUAAGCGUGAAAUAG